AUGGGACAUUCGGAUGAGUCAAGUGUACCAUUUCUUACUGAUUUGGAAAAUGAAUACACGGCAACUGAGAAAUCUCAUAGAUCAACACUAGACAAUCCUAGAGCCACGAAAUGCUCAAAAACGCAGACUUGUUUCUGGAUUUCAUGUAUAGUUGUCGUUACACUGCUCACAAAUACUGCAACAUAUCUCACCACACAUCGACCCCCUAGAAAUCUGGACCAAGUAUGUGCUAAGCAUACAAGUCAAACUUGGAGUCCCAUCCUCGAUAACAUUGACAUUGAAUACGAAACUGUUAGAUUCAAUGGCUCACUGUUCACCAACACUAUAUACAGAGAAGAACCUAGCCCAGAAGUUGAUCAAGCUUGGUACAAUCUUGGAACAAAAUAUAAGGCAAUAAUCAUCCCACCAGAAGAUGCUCCCAAAGCCGGAAUAUCACUUGAUCAUUUCCGAGUAGAUGAGAAAGAUGGAGGUCCUGGCUACCCUGCUAUAGUUGAGGUGAUGCAUCAAUUACAUUGUCUGAAUCUUCUCCGACAAGGGCUCUAUUACAACUCUGAGUACUACCACAAUCUCGGAGAAGGCCCAUUCAAGAAUGAAGAAUAUAUCUUGAAAGCACAUAUAAACCACUGUCUAGACACCGUCCGCCAAAGUUUAAUGUGUUCAGCCGAUACAGGAGCACACCCUUUCUUGUGGGCAAAGUCUGGAGAUCGUGUUCACUUAUAUCCAGACUUCAACCGUGAUCACAAAUGCAAGAAUUUUGAUGAUAUAAGGCAGUUUGCAGAGAAACAUCAGGCACCAUGGCGUGAAGAUGGUCAGUUAGAUGUACAGCCAAAGGACGGAGAAGUUAUUUUACCAGCAAUUCCAUGA
Messenger RNA from Botrytis sinoallii, 864 nucleotides. RefSeq lists its product as uncharacterized. Gene Ontology annotation, biological process: mycotoxin biosynthetic process. The record is from RefSeq and is a predicted model, not a curated record. NCBI's taxonomy places the organism in Eukaryota, Fungi, Ascomycota, Leotiomycetes, Helotiales, Sclerotiniaceae. Bases 1 to 864 code for a protein of 287 amino acids. The transcript has 5 exons.